CAGCAGCGGAGAACAGCGGGCAUCCGGCAUUUACAAUUAAGCAGCUCUUCUGGGGUGCCUGGCCCUUAACUGGAGACAUGACAGAAAAGGACCGAUCAAUGAGAGACCCCCCCAGGUAACAAAUGACUUCCUGUGGUAAUUGCCGUAAUGAAGCAGGGAGGAGAGCUGUGGAAUUCAUAAUAGGUUAAGGAUCUGGAGUUAUGGAGUCUCUCUUUGGGAGUCAGUUGGGCUUGUUGGGGGGUAACGAGGGUCUGAAAGAAGAUGGCUGUGGGGUGGGCUGGCCCAGCUCUCCCUUAUCAGAGGAUAUGUACUCGGCCUCCCACUUCGCUCUCAUCAGCGCUUACCAGGACAUUAAGACGCGACUGACUGGACUUGAGAGAGAGAAUACAGACAUCAAAAGAAAACUCAAGAUCUAUGAGAUAAAGUUCCCCAUGAUAAGUGAGUUUGGAGAUGACAGAAAUUCUUAUUGCUCCUUUGAAACCAAGGACACUGCCCUGCUCCACUCAGAAAAUGGCAGCCUGCAACAGAGAGUCAACAUGCUGUCCCUUGAGCUUCAGAAGGGCAAAGAACGUGAAGAACAGCUGGAAGAUGUCAUUCAGGCCUAUGAGAAGAUUCACAUGGAGAAGACCAGCCUUCAACGAGACCUUGACAAGAUGACGUCAAUGGUGGAAAAACAUGUUGAGCGGAUCCACAGUUUAGAAUCGGCUCUGAGGCAGAGGGAGAGUUCUCUACACAAGCUCAACACACAGCUACACAACAAAGACAUGCAGUAUCUGCAGCUACACAGCCCUGACUCGCAUAUGCUCGACUGCCCCAUGACCCUACAGAGCUCCCGAAGUCUGGACACCCUCUCUGACCUCAAAUUACAGCGUUUGGAGGCGGAGUUAGAGGGGGCGCGGCACGAGGCUCAGGGUGCGUGUCAGAGAGAGGAGGAGCUAAAGGCUGAAUGCGAGCGAUUACGAGAAGAGCUCGGCGAAAUGCAAAGCAAUCAGAUACAACGGGAGGUGAGCUCCACGUGUGGACAGUGUGAUGUGGAAUGGAUUAAGAAAGUUGGCGAUGAGCAGGUAAAUUUGGCUUUGGCCUACACUGAACUAACAGAGGAGCUUGGCAAGUUACAGGCUCUGACUUCCAAACAGACCGAGAUAUUGCGGAAGGCCUCACAGGAGCCAGCGAGCCCAGUUCAGCGCCACUCUCCUGUCCCUCACCAGAGGCAUUCCCCCGUUCCCCAGCGCCAUUCCCCUAUUCAACAACGGCAUUCCCCAAUACAACAGCGCCACUCCCCUGUGCCCCAGCGCCGCUCCCCUGUGCUACAGCGUCUCUCCCCUGACAUGCACCGGCGUUCACCUCUGCCUGAUCUCAGCGACGGCCCUGCCUCCUAUUCCUGCAGGCCCACUUCUCACCACCUAAGGGCCAGUUUCCAGGGACGGCGCAGUUACUCCGAAGUGGCCGAUCCGUCGGCUUAUCAGCGUCCACCGCGAUUCACUCUGGAUCCUGUGUCGACUCUGCCGAAACCUCGGCCGUAUGUGGACAGCUACCACAAGCAGCAACAACAACAGCAGAAGCAGCAACAUGGGGGAGGCCAGCACAUGUUAGUCCAAAGACAGAGCUCUCAAGUGGUGGGAGGAGACGGGGGCUUGGCCGAAUCUCCACGGCUGUCCAGGGAGCUGUCUUUCCACCAUUCUGACCACCUGCACUUUGAGCCUCAGCCCAGCCCGGCAUCACUUCACCCGUCUCCGCAGCCUCCCCAGUCCUCAGAGGAUGAGGAGGAGUGGCCCUGCCCUCAUCCCAUCAGUCCUUCGCGAACACUGAGUGUGUCUAGUCCCUCGUCGAGUGCCAGAGGCCCCGCCUCUUGCUCCGCCUUCCCCAUUCCGUCCCGCCCCAACACCCUUAGCUGCCACCCACCUGGAUACCUGCACGCAGAGCAUGCUCAGUCUUGGCCAUCUAUCAACCUGUGGAUGGAGACUGAGGAGGAGGGUGACGUCAGGAGCUGCCCAUUGUGCCAGCUUAUCUUCCCUGUCGGUUACCCUGAUGAUGCCUUGAUCAAGCACAUUGACUCGCACCUGGAGAACAGCAAGAUCUAACACCCACAUCCACACCAUGACCUUCAAUUGUUCCACAGAAACAUUUAUUCAAAGCUCCCACUAUUUUAAGAUGGGUGCCUUCACAAAGAAUGUAUGUGUUGCUGUGGCUGGCCUGAAGAGUCAACAAAUGUGUAAUGAUCAAUGUAACCUUCACUUAAUUCGAAAAGAAUCCCAAAGAGUGGUUAUGGAAGGUUUAUAAGCAUCUACGGAAUAUCUCUAUCAGGUUUCUUUCAAACACAAACUGUUACUUAUCAUUAUAUUAUUCACUUUAAAUUACACGUCAAACUGACUCUUUAAAGGAGCCAAUGCAUAGUGCAAUAUAAGUCAUUUGUGCUUCAGUCACAUAAUCCUUUGGAUUCAGACUUUGGCCAUGCUGUCAGUGGACAUGUUAGGAGAAUUGAACUGACAUUAUGGUUUUAUGCAGGACAAGGCAUUAGAUACACGGCCCAUUUCUAGGUCAAUAUCAUUUAAAGUUCAGCACUUUAUAUAAGCGAUUAAUAUCCAGUUUAUCUUUACCAAUAUUAUUAACACUGAGGCAAAAAAGAAAGAACUUGUAGAUGUAAUUUAUUUUUUUAAUACUUUCCCUUAAAUCUCUUUGUUUGAUAGGACUUCCCUUUAACAAAACUAGAUUCUUUGUAAUUUUGUGUAAAUUCACAAUUACAGUUAUUUUCUUUGUCUUCCGGGGUGUAGAAAAGGGAAGAUUUUUCGUAAAAAUAUUCUUUAAGUAUACAUAUUGAAUUCAGCUCUGUGCAGAAGGUUUGAACCAAUCACUGACAAAAACGCCAGUAACUGUGUCGUUUCUCAAGGCAGUAAUACUGUGAUUUCUAUAGUAAACUUUUAUUUACUAUAGUACAGUUUAUUUGCAGAGUAUAAUUUGAUCUCAGUAUGACACUCACAUCGUUUCCAGCUGUCAGGUUUGGUUCUGUUGAUGGUUUUGAUCAAUUUGAAAAGUUGAAAAAGUUUCGAUAGAAUAGUCUAUUUUGUUCUUUUGAUCAUGUUACAAAGCUCAAUCAAUUUGAUCUGUUCUAAACUUUUGUAAAUGUAUGUACUGCAAAUGUAUAACUGUAUUUAAAGCCAACUACAUGUAUUAAUCUGUAAAAUAAGCUACAUGAUAUAUAGAUAUGCAUUUUGAAAGCUCAGAUGAGAGCGGAUGGAAUGCUCAAGUUCAAGCUACUUUUUUUACUACUAUAAUCCGAACAAACACACCACCCAACAAAAUAACGGUGGAGUGGUUACCUAUCCUAUUGUCUUUCAGGUGUACCCUAUACUAUGUGUAAUAAGUCUUGUUGCUACAUUCCCAGAUUUGACUUUGUGACAGUGAGGGCACUGGAUAUGCUACUAACCCAAAUUCCGAGGAGUUAAAAUGGGAAAGUGGCACAAAAAAAGUCAUCAGUGUUGCGAAAUUAAUGAGCCAAAUAUAGCAAGAGCAAAAUAGGAGACUAUGCUGUCUGUCAAAUAACUGAGUCGAGGUUUUAUCAAAAUUAAUCUUAUGGGAAUGAUGAAAUAUAUACUGCCUAGUUGUUGUAAAUAAGAAUCAUCUACAGUACGUUGUCACCAUUAAAUAUACCAUAGAAGACAACAGCGUAUGUGGGUACAAUGAAAUCAACCAGAAUCCAUCCCUGCUGAAAAAAAAUUAAAGCCUGCCCAAAUCACAAUAGAGAACUUAAUGGAUUUAAAGGGACAGUUCACCUCAAAAUUCUGUCAUCAUUUACUCACCCUCAGUUUUCAAAUCUGUAUACAUUUUUGUUCGGAUGAACACAGAAAGACAUUUGGAAGGAUGGUCGUAACCAAACCAUUUACUACCAUAGUAGGACAAAAUACAGUUGUUGUCAAAUGUGGCAGAGAAGUGUUUGCUUUCCUACAUUCUUCAAAAUAUCUUCUUUUGUGUUUAACAGAACAAAGACAUUUAUACAGCAUUUUUUCAUUGGCCUGCAUAGGAAUCAGAAAAUCUUUAUUACUAAGUAUGUUUGCACAUACGAGGAAUUUAUUUGGUGACAUGAGCUAGUACAUAGAAACAGCAACAACAGUACACAGAGACCAUAAGACAAGGUACAAGGUAUGUGCUAUAUACAGCAGAAUGAAAUAUAAUUCAGAGGAAAGUUCAAUUAGAUUACAAUAAAUUAACUAGAGGAAAUAAUUAAUAUUGCACUUAAUUAUUAUUGCACGGUGGGUAAAAAACAUUUGACUAUUCAAGAGGUAGAUGAGGGAAGAAGCUGUUUUUGUGUCUGGUUGUUUUGGUGCUCAGUGCUCUGUAGCACCGACCAGACACCAGCAUUGCGAGGAGAUCAAUGGUGACCCAGAAAUGUUUUGCAUGAGCAUUCUUCGGAAUAUCUUUCUCUGUGUUGAUCAGAACAAAGAAAUGUAAACAGAUUUGGAACAACUUGAGUGUGUGUCAUUUUGUGUGUUAUUUUAUUUUUUGGGUAAACUGUUCCUUAAAAGGUUAUAGUGGGAACUAUAAUGGUGUUUCCUGGUAUGUGAUGGAUUCUAUUAAUGGGGUGGUUAUCUGGCAGAUGAAUCCUAUUGGAAUAAUGCCCAAAAACACAGGACAAAAACAAUUUCGUAAUGGUUUUAAUGGAAAAAGCUAUUGUUCAUAAUGGUAUUUUAAUAGAAACCAUUAGCUUUUCUGUGAUGGUUUGUAUUGGCUUUCUAUUGUAUUUCAGCAGGGAUCUAAUCAACCAAAGACAAAGCCUGUUUGUUUUUCUUUAACUUUAUAAAAUGAUGACCUUGUAUCACUUAUUAAGCGUAUUACUUUGACGGUGCAUUUGGAACAUGUGGAAACAUGUUUUCAAAAGAAAAACCUUGGAACGUUGCAGCUACAAUAUAAAGGCAAAUCAUUUCUGCACCUUUCCAUAUCAAACCUGUCUAGCACCUUUGUCCACACACUUGCAGAAUAGCAGUAGAGAAAAAAGCAUAAGCCACUAUUCACAAAGAGUUUGCUCAGGAGUUAUUUAAAGAGCUAUUGCUGUUUCUCACUCAUGAAGACUGCGUUUUGUCAUACAAAGGCAAAUUGGAAACCACAUGCUUUUCUGGAUGCUCAGACUAUGGUGUCUCUUUAGCCCUGUUAUUUGGUGUGUGACUUUUUGUGAUAUUCUUAAAUAACUCAGAGGAUCAAACUUUGUGAAUAUGGCUCCUUGACCAUACACGACUAACCUCCACAGGGACAACGUGAUAACUCUCCAAAUCUCUGAAAGAGCAGCGAGGACAAUAACAGGUGGUUGAGAUAUUUUCUGAUAGCAACAAGGUACUAAAAAAAUUGAUAAAAGAACAUUCAAAUCAAAUGCGUAUUGUGUCAAAGAUUUUCUUCUGUAAAUACUAUGUGAAAUAAACUGAAACAUGCACUGA
Triplophysa dalaica is the source of this 5423-nucleotide messenger RNA. It is a transcript of the gene tbkbp1, whose product is annotated as TBK1 binding protein 1. The record is from RefSeq and is a predicted model, not a curated record. The coding region runs from base 201 to 2081 and encodes 626 amino acids. The transcript has 11 exons. Lineage: Eukaryota; Metazoa; Chordata; Actinopteri; Cypriniformes; Nemacheilidae. Gene Ontology annotation, biological process: canonical NF-kappaB signal transduction. Gene Ontology annotation, cellular component: cytoplasm.